Molecule: messenger RNA, 2986 nt
Organism: Serinus canaria (Common canary)
Lineage: Eukaryota; Metazoa; Chordata; Aves; Passeriformes; Fringillidae
Gene: DIPK1A
Product: divergent protein kinase domain 1A
Exons: 5
Coding region: 73-1359 (428 amino acids)
Source: RefSeq, a predicted model, not a curated record
GGCGGCAGGCGGGGGAGCGCUCCUCACCGCUCCGCCUCCGACCGCCGCCCGCUGCGGGGAUGUGUGAUUGCCAUGGCGAGGCGGCUCUUCCCGGGGGCCUGGCUGAGGAAGCCCUACUCCGCGCAGGUCCGUCUGUCAUACAUGCGGAUCAAGUACCUCUUCAUCUCCUGGCUGGUGGUGUUUGUUGGCAGCUGGAUUAUGUAUGUUCAGUACUCCACCUACACAGAACUCUGCAGAGGCCAUGACUGUAGGAAAAUCAUAUGUGAUAAAUACAAGACUGGUGUUAUUGAUGGAUCAGCAUGUAGCAGUCUUUGUGCUAAAGAAACAUUGUAUUUUGGAAAAUGUUUGUCAACAAAGCCCAAUAACCAGAUCUAUUUAGGAAUCUGGGGAAAUCUGCAAAGUGUUAUAAAAUGCCAGAUGGAAGAAGCAGCUCAACUUGAUUUUGGUACUGACCCAGAACCAAAGAAGGAAAUAGUCCUAUUCGAUAAACCAACAAGAGGAACCACUGUUGAGAAAUUCAAAGAAAUGGUAUAUAGUCUUUUUAAAGCAAAACUGGGUGAACAAGGGAAUCUUUCAGAACUGGUUAAUCUCAUCCUGUCAUUUGCUGAUGGAAACAAAGAUGGAAGAGUCUCUUUGCCAGAGGCAAAAUCUGCAUGGGCACUCCUGCAGCUAGAGGAAUUUCUGUUAAUGGUGAUCUUGCAGGAUAAAGAACAUACUCCCAAGCUGAUGGGUUUUUGUGGUGAUCUCUAUGUGACUGAAAGAGUUGAAUAUACCUCUCUCUAUGGAAUCAGCCUUCCAUGGAUUAUAGAACUUCUCAUUCCCUCUAGCUUCAGAAGAAGCAUGGACCAGUGGUUCACUCCAUCAUGGCCAAGAAAGGCAAAAAUAGCGAUAGGGCUUUUAGAAUUUGUGGAAGAUAUUUUCCACGGACCUUACGGAAACUUUCUUAUGUGUGAUACAAGUGCCAAAAACUUGGGAUAUAAUGAUAAAUAUGAUUUGAAAAUGAUGGACAUGAGAAAAAUAGUGCCAGAAAUUAAUUUGAAGGAAAUAAUUAAAGAUCGUCAGUGCGACUCAGAUUUGGACUGCAUUUAUGGUACAGACUGUAGAACAUUAUGUGACCAAAGCAAAAUGAGAUGUACCACUGAAGUAAUUCAGCCAAACUUAGCAAAAGCUUGUCAGCUCCUUAAAGACUAUCUGCUUCGUGGUGCUCCUUCUGAUAUCCAUGAAGAACUUGAGAAACAACUGUACUUGUGCAUUGCCCUUAAAGUCACAGCAAAUCAGAUGGAAAUGGAGCACUCUUUAAUACUCAAUAACUUAAAAACUUUACUGUGGAAGAAAAUUUCUCAUACAAAUGAUUCGUAGCUUCUCCACCAGCAGAAGAGAAUAUUGAUGCCUGCCACUAGAGGUGGCCUAAGAUAUUUGAUAAAAACAAUCUGCACCUUUUUAAAAAGAUAUUUCUUUACUCAGAUUUUAUUAAUGGUUCUUUCAGUCCUGCCCUUCCAUCAGUAACUGAGGACAGGGCCUGUCAAAGAGUAAACAUGCCACUGAAUGACCCGGCAGAGGCCAGAAGGCCUUCUGGUGUUCAGUGCUGUGUUACAGAAACAAAAACUCUGCAUGCUUGACUGUUCUGUGCACUUUGUCAAAUCUUGAACAGGAUGAAAGUGUUUACUGUGCCACCACAUCAGCUGAGGGAACAUCUUCCAUUUCUGAGAAAAACAUUGCUCACUUGUGAAAUACCUGCAGAGGAUUUUUUUCUUAAGUAGUUUUAUGAAGAAUCACCACUACUGCAAGUAAUGUGUCCAAGUCCAAGCUGCUGUUAUGAAUAAACUGAACUGUGAGACUGAAGUUUACUAAUACUUUGGCAUGGCAGAAUUUGCACACUAAAUAAUUUUUAACUGUGGAAAAUUAGAAUUUUAUUCUAGAAUGGAUGGGUUGUAAUAUGAGACAAAUCAGAUUCUGUUUACACAUUGUUACCUCACGCUUUCAUCUUGAAUGUUUAAGUAGUUCAACAUUUUUAAUUAAGUCAUUGUAUGGUGAGCCCUGUGGGAGCCAACAAUUUUAGAUUGUAAUUUCUUAAAGUCGUCUAUAUGGUUUAGCAGCAAUACCAGCACCUGUCUCAAAACUUCAGUGGAAAACUUUAACCCAAAUUAAGCUGUAGCAAACAGUGAAAAGCAAGGACUUUGUGGACUAAGCUAUAGUAUGAAAACUGAACUUUUAAAAAUACUGAAUAGCAGAUGUGUCCAACCAGUUAAAAAAGAACAUUUGCAUAGUGCAGGAAUCUGCUGUAUGACAUGAGAAACAAUUAAUAGUUGUGGAUAGUCUUCUCUUAACUGUCCCUCCACAUUUAGCUACAGAACUGUACUUCAAUCUUCUUACCGACUGCAGGAACUAUGUAAGCAAGAGCUAGACCCGAAUUUUAGGACAGAAGCUGGAUUGUUCAGGAUUGUGCAAUACGGCUCAAAUGGAAGCCUAUGAGGCAUUUUCCAGCUCAUUCCUAGCUGUUACUAAGUGAGCUGCAAUGUGAUACUAUUCUUUUUUUCUAGUAGCAUCUAUGAGUCACUGUUAAGACUCAAAUAAUGAGUAAAUAAACAUCACCUGAUCCUAGCACUCCACAGAGCAUGACCACUCUACCACCUUUAAUCUUCGCCCUUGUAUUUUUCAGAUUUACAUCUGUGUGUCAUAAUUAUACAGAAGUGGAUGUCCAUAAUACACCUGAAUCAUGCUCAAUACUUACCUGUUGAAUGUUUAAUUUCUAAAUGCUUUAGGUACAAAAUUGUUCAAUCUUUAUGAUGUUAAUGGCAAUCAUCUAUAUACUUCUGAAUCCUGGCCCCUUAAUUCAUUUUCAGCAGAGGUAAGAACAUGCCUUAAGUAUUUGAAAGGUUAACUGCUCUAGGUAUCCUGUCUUAAAUGCAUUCCUAGAAUGAUGACAAUGAAGUACAGGACCACAAUAAGGUAAUUUCUCCAUACCAGAUGUAAUAAUAUGCAGCUU